This is a messenger RNA of Parnassius apollo (apollo), 342 nucleotides long. The record is from the annotation of a GenBank genome assembly. NCBI's taxonomy places the organism in Eukaryota, Metazoa, Arthropoda, Insecta, Lepidoptera, Papilionidae.
AUGCAUCGACUUUUUGCUGAGCUGGAGCCAUCUGUAACCGUCACCGAGCAAAACCUGGCAGACCGAGUUCGGUAUAUCUUGCGCUCAAAUACAUUUGAUGUCACCGAACUCGAACGGCUACGACGUGAGGCUCUUCCUUCAUCGGGUGAAAAUGCUGCGGCUGAGGAUGCGGCGCCACAACUUGCUGAGCAAACGGCAAACGUGGAUGCCGCCGUGAAUACCCCAGUUGUGGUUGAUUCAAAUGAUGAUGGAACAGUCGCCCAGGAACUGGAACUAGAGCAAAUGAGGAGUACAUUGGAAGAGGCGAUUGUGAAAACGCGCAGUACACCUCUCGAAAAUUGA